Messenger RNA from Chenopodium quinoa (quinoa), 3501 nucleotides. RefSeq names its product pentatricopeptide repeat-containing protein At1g76280-like. Lineage: Eukaryota; Viridiplantae; Streptophyta; Magnoliopsida; Caryophyllales; Amaranthaceae. The transcript has 15 exons. Bases 278 to 2758 code for a protein of 826 amino acids. Gene Ontology annotation, molecular function: protein binding. The record is from RefSeq and is a predicted model, not a curated record.
UAAGGAAUCAAAAAAACGAAUGAACAUAGCUCUGCCUAGUGAAUUGCUCUUGCUCUUGCUCUUGCGCACUCUCUCUCUCAGUUCUCCAUUGAAGCGCACUCAACAUCGCAGUUGACGUUCUCCAUUACAAAUUAUUUGUUAUCAGCAGCUUCUAAGGAACUUUGUUCGAUUCGUGAGCAGCGAAUGUGGAGAGAUUUGGCUUUCAAUGCUCAUUUGCUAUAAAAACUGCUCAACUAAAUCUUACUGUAUGUUAGGCUAUGCUGUCUGAAGUUCUGGAAUGUAUCGGACAAUAUUAAAGUGCCCUCGGCGGUCCAUUGCUGAAUUGUUUUCUGGACCAUUAUUGCCAAAAAGGGGGAAGAAUAAUGGACAUCUUAUGGUGGAAUCAUUCCAAACUAUCGCUGGCACAAAAGAUCCCUUUAAUUUUGGCUACAUGGGAGAUACAAUGACCAAUCCCUUAGGUCUUCAAGUAGUCAAUGCUCUUCAAUUAGGUCACAGAAGCCAAGCUUCUUAUAUGCUUUCGGAUGCUGGUGCUGCAAUCCAUGCAAUUAAUGCUGAAGAUAUUGUUUAUAUUCUUGAAUACUGUGCAAGAUUACCGGAUCCAUUGUUUGUUAUGGAAAUUUGGAGAGUCCUUGAAGGACAUGAUAUUGCUUUGAGCUGGAAACACUAUAUGCUUAUUGUUCGUGCUCUAUGUAAUGGUGGUUACUUGGAAGAGGCUUUUCAUCUGGUGAAAUUUAUUGGAGAAAAUGAUCGUAUAAGUUUUAUUCUCCCUCUGUGCAAUUCUUUGUUGUCAGCAUGUACAAAAAUGAAAGAUGUGGUGCUUUUUAAUCAGUGCUUGGAUUUGAUGGAGAGCCAAUGCCUGGGGAAGAAUGAAGUUACAUAUUCAGCACUUCUCAAGCUUGCAGUUUGGCAGAAAAAUUUGUCUGUUGUGCAUGAAAUUUGGAAAGACCACUGCAAACAUUAUAAAGUGAACUUUAUUUCUUUGAGGAAGUUUAUAUGGUCUUUUACACGUCUGAAGGAUGUAGAAUCUGCAUAUAGAACAUUGCAACACAUGGUUGUUUUGGUGUCUAUAGAACACAUCCUUUUGCGUACAUCUGUGGAGGGAAAGAUUUAUUGCCCACAGCUGGACAUUCCUAUCCCUUCUGGCAGUGUGGUGUGCUCCAACCUGCAUAAGGACCAACAUGCCAAUUCUGCCUCUUCUAAUGGUGAAGGAAUGAUUAUGGACUCAAUUGAGGCUUUGCGGUGUAGUCCUUUACAUGCCGAAGAUAACAUGGACCGCUCAACUGUGAUAAAAAUGCUUAAGGAUCCGAGAAAGGAACCCAUAAAGAAGAUCUUGAGGUGGUCUUUCAAUGAUGUUAUACAUGCAUGUGGUCGUCAAAAGCCUAAAUUAGCUCAGCAAUUGAUUGUGCAGAUGCAAAAUCUUGGGCUGGAACCAUCAUCCCAUACUUAUGAUGGUUUGGCCAAAGCGAUUAUCCCAAGCAGAGGCAUCAACGAUACUUUGGAACUACUAAAAGUAAUGCGAGUUAAAAAUUUGAAGCCAUAUGAUUCCACUCUUUCGACCCUUUCGAUAUGCUGCAGCAGAGCUUUGCACUUGGAUUUGGCUGAAGACUUACUCAAUCAGAUUGCAGCAAGUCCUUAUGCUUUUCCGUACAAUGCUUUUCUUAGAGCAUGUGAUGUGAUGGAUCAACCUGAACGUGCUAUCAAAAUGUUGGCUAAGAUGAGAAAAGUGAAAAUUAAGCCAGAUAUCACAACAUAUGAGCUGCUAUUAUCUUUAUUUGGGAAUGUCAAUGCCCCAUAUGAAGAAGGUAACUUGUUAUCGCAUGCAGAUGUUGCUAAAAGGAUCAACAUCAUAGAAAUGGAUAUGCUCCAAAAUGGAAUUCAGCACAGUCAGCAUUCGAUGAAUAAUUUGUUAAAAGCCUUUGGCUCAGAAGGGAUGGUGCAGGAGCUGCUAAAGUACUUGCAUCGAGCAGAAAGCCAGUCCUUGGUCAAUAAUUAUCUUGGAACAGAUAUUUAUAAUACAGUACUGCAUUCACUUGUUGAGGCUAAAGAGAAUCACAAGGCAAUUGAAAUUUUCAGAAAAAUGAAACUAUGUGGGAUCAAGCUUGAUGCCGCUACUUACAAUAUUAUGAUUGAUUGCUGCUCAAAUAUUCGUUGUUUCAAGUCUGCAUGUGCUUUGGUUUCGAUGAUGGUUCGUGAUGGCUUUUCUCCUCAGAUGUUAACAUAUACUGCACUUAUAAAGAUUCUGUUGGAAUAUGAUGCUUUCACUGAUGCUGUGGAUCUUCUUGAGCAAGCUAUAUCAGAAGGAAAGAAACCUGAUGUAUUGCUUUUCAAUCCCAUUCUUCUAAAAGCAAGUUUAAAGGGAAGGAUCGAUGUUAUCGAGAUUGUGAUUCAGGCAAUGCAUAGGGAGAAGAUCCAACCAGAUCAAUCAACCUGUAGUCAUGUAUUUAGUGCUUAUGUUGAGAGAGGGUUUCUUGGCACUGCAGUAGAGGCGUUGCAGGUCUUGAGCUUGCGAAUGAUCUCCCUAGAUUAUGAGACUCUCAAGGAUAUGAGAAGGUUGUAUGAGAAUCUCAUUCUUAGUGAAGAACAAAAUGCUGACACACGUAUAUUACAGAUGUUCCGAGAUUCCGAGAACCUUGUUGCUGCUCUGUUGAAUCUAAGAUGGUGCUCCUUUGUUGGGUCCUCAAUUUCAUGGGUGCCUGAUGAGAGUCCAUGGGCCAAACGACUUGUGAGUGUUGCUGCCCAAACAACAGAUGUCUUGUGAAAGAGCACAUGAACUUUGACUGUCAUAUGGUGAAUUGGAAAUGAAGCUUUUAGCCAAUUGACUGGAUUCCACUCCUGCCAUGUAUUUUGAGGAGGUCUCUUUCUCAAUAUAUUGUGGUGUGCUGGUGUCAAGUGAAAAUGAAGCAUACAAUGCAAUUGAAACGCUCUCAUCAAGUCAUCUGCUCUUUUCCUAAUUGGAACUGAAGUGUUGGUUGAUAUGCUUGUGCAAUUUUUGUUCUAUCAGCAUCACCCGAGGUUCCUUCUUACAUUUUUGGACUGCUUAUGAUGGGAUAGAGAGGUGGUUACUCGCUGAAAGAUUUUCCUCUCCCUGCAAUGAACAAGGAGAAACAAUCUCAUACCAAAGAGUUUCCAGUCAGUCAUGUUUAUUUGAAUGAUGACAACAGCUCGAUGGCGAUGUGACUAUAGGUUGAGAGGGCAUCCUUUCUUACAGGACUCAGAUGUACGAAGUAUUUUAAUUUGGUAUUUCAAUAUUCAAAAAUACAGUGUGUGAUGGUUAAUAAUGGCUAAAGCAGUACAUGUAAAGGAUUGUAAUUCUCUUUUUUGGAUGAAAUCUGUCUUAAUUAUCUAUAGGAAAUGUUAAAGAAUUCAAGGAGGACCAUUUGCUUGUCUUUUUGUAAUGAUAUACUUCGUACUUGUAUAUGGUUGCUAAUUCUGGUUUUUAUUUAAAUUAACUACUACGGAGUAUAUUUUUUCAAUAAUAACGAAACAAAUGUUUUUGCAUAA